UUCCCCCCUCACCACCUCCCCUCCCAGUCUGGCUCGAUCUCGCUAUCCACCAUGUCCCGACCGACGGGCAGUGAGGAGCGUUGGAAAUGUUGGGAAUUCUCCGGGAUCAGCCGGCAGGAGCUGGUGUUGGCGGAGGCCCUCCAGAUGGAGUACGACGCUCUCUCGCGGCUCAGGCAGGACAGCGAGCACCCCCGGCAGGAGCCCAAGGACAAACACCUGCCCGGAGUCCAGCUCAUCUCCUUCGACACCCACCCGGUGGAUUAUGGUCAAUCGCGCAACGACAGAAACUGUGUGCUGGGGUCUCUCGGGACACCCGGCCCAGACCCCAGCAAGGCCUCCGCUCCGUCAACCCGGGGGGUGGCUUGUUCCUCAUCUACCUCCAUCCCAGGACCCCCGGACCACCCGAGUCAACAAAGCUCUGAUUACUACCCUCUGUGGAAGGACCUGAUCCCCACUGACGUCAGCGUCAGCCCAGCCCCCCAACGUCCCUCUGGCCCGGACCCCCUCCCCAGGGCGGGCGAGACGUCCUGCCAGCCUGGGGGGGAUUUCGCCGUCAUCGACCGCAUCCCACCCGUGCCUCCGCGAGCCCCCCUGAGCUCGGGCCGCAGCAGCAACACCAGCAGCAGCAACACACCAACGGACCCUUGGUCUAAGACCCUCACCGGCGACCACCUGGAAAAGCGGACCCCCCCCAAUGAGAUCAACCUAUUCUCCUCCAGCGGAGACUCCAACAGCAAGAUCCCUGAAGCCCCCAGCAUCUACUCCGAGGAGAGCUUCGACCUCAUGGACUACGACGAUGUGAACGACGCCAUCACUAAGCUGAACCUCAUGUCCACCUACGGCGAGGGCUCCAAGCUGAUCCGCGUGGGCAGCAUCAGCCCCAACUCCAUCCACAAGGGGCUGGAGCGCAAGCGGGAGGCAGUGGGCAAGCCCGUUAGCCGCAGCAAGACCCUGCCUCCCCAGGUGCCGCCCCGCACCUACAUGGCCCGUCACGGCAACCAGAACAACGCCCUACACCAGGGCAAGGGCAGGCGGGUGUCUGCCGACCCUGCGAGACCUCUCGGAACCUUACGGCAGAACGGAAGCUACGAGCUGUUCGAGGUGUCGGAGGAGAGGAACGAGGAGGUCGCCGCCUUCUGUCACAUGCUGGACUUGCUGCGAAGCGCGUAUCACAACGAGGGUCCGGAGAACACAGGCUUGAUCUGGAGCCCGGCCCUGGUCCAAAAUGACCAGCACAGAGCCGGGGUCAGUCUGAAGGUCACCGUCAGCUCCAGGAGCCUAUCGGAGCCACUCACCUUCACCUGCGACAGCGGCUCCACCGUGGACCUGAUCGUGUACCACGCGCUCUGCUACAUCCACGACAGCCUCCGCGGGAUAGACGUGAAUCACUUUGUCCUGAAGCUGUGCGGCCUGGAGGAGUUCCUGCACAAUAAACAAACACUGGGAAGCCACCAGUACAUCCAUUUUUGCCGCAAGUUUGAGGUGGACAUUAAGCUGCAGCUGCUGGAACUUCAGACCAUCAGCCGGAGCCUGAGCCGCACAAUCAUCGAUGACCAAAAUCCUUCCUCCCUCAACCAUUAUAUCCACCUGCAGGAGAGACCACUGAAACAGACUGUCACCAGACAAGCUCUCAGCCUCCUGUUCGACACCUACCACAACGAGGUGGACGCUUUCCUGCUGGCAGAGGCUGACUAUUCACACCAGGCUGAGCGGGUGGUCCAAUCUGUGAUGGCCAUUUGCAGCACGCUGGCCCUCGUGGAGACCAAGGAGAUAACCAACGCCUUGAACCAGCUUCCGCCCUGCCCCUCCCGGCUCCACCCCAGGAUACAGAAGGACCCCAAUGCUCUGUCGAGAAGGGAGGCCCGAGCGAAGAUAGUGGAGUCGCUGACUGCCGCCAUCUUGGAGCUGGUAGAGCUUUACUGUAGCAGCUUCAACGCAGACUUCCACACGGGGCUGCAAGGCAACCGCAAGCACUCCCCCACCCAGAGCGCCUGCCAGGUGGACAACCCGCUCAACUUCACCAUCUACGCUGCUCAUCGCAUUCCCAUCUCAUGGGCUACCAGUUAUGAAGAUUUUUACUUGUCGUGCUCACUCAGCCAUGGAGGAAAGGAACUCUGUAACCAACUCCAGACUAAGAAAGCUCACGUCUACAAAUACCUCUUCCACCUGCUUAUUUGGGACCAGAAUAUCUGUUUCCCCAUUAACGUGAACCAGCUGCCGAGGGAGACCCUGUUGACGGUGUCGCUCUUCGCCUUCCCGUUGCCGCCUCCCGGCAGCUCGUCGGAGGGGAACAAGCAGCGGCGAGCGGCCGAGACCAUGGGCUGGGUCACCAUGCCUCUCUUCAACUUCAGACAGGUGUUGACGUGUGGACGGAGGCUCCUUGGGCUGUGGGGUGCCAGCCAAGGCAUGAUCCUCACCAGGUCCAGUGCCUCCAACUUCACCCAACCAGACAGCGUCAUCCUACAGAUCGAUUUCCCCACCUCUGCGUUCGAGGUCAAGUUCACAACCCCUGCACCGGCCACGUUCAGCCCGAAGUACGACUUCAACAGCCUGGACAGCGUGUCGCGGAAGAACCUGAAGGAGGUGAUGCAGAAGAAGUCUCUCUUCUGGCUGAACGAAGCAGAUAAGAAGUUGCUGUGGGAGAAACGUUACUAUUGUCACUCGGAGAGCAGCUGUCUGCCCCUGGUGCUCGCCAGUGCCCCCAGUUGGGAGUGGGCCUGCCUCCCUGACAUCUACAUGCUACUGGAGCAGUGGCGAUGCCUCACCCACCUGGACGCCUUGGGGCUGCUCCACGCCACGUUCCCUGAUCAGAGGUUGCGACACACAGCCGUGCAGUGGAUGGAGACCAUGUCUGGGUCCGAGCUGGUGGAUUUCCUGCCUCAGUUGGUUCAAGCUGUGAAGUACGAGUGUUACCUGGACAGCCCUCUGGUUCGCUUCCUCUUGAGACGAGCCAUCUGUGACGUGAAAAUUGCCCACCAUAUAUACUGGUUGCUGAAGGACGCGUUGAAGGACUCGGAGUUCAGUGCCCGUUACCAGCACGUGCUCGGGGCCCUGCUGUGCUGCGUGGGGAAGGGCCUGCGGGAGGAGUUCGACAAACAGACCAAACUGGUCCAGAUCCUGGCCAAAGUGGCGCAGCGGGUCCGUGACUCAGCUCUCUCCUCACGCCAGGCCGUGUUACGUGAGAAUAUGGAGGAGAUCCAACAUUUCUUCAAGGUCCAGAACCAUUGCCGUUUGCCUUUGAACCCGAGCCUCCUGGCUACAGGGGUCAAUUUGCGGGAUUGCUCUUUCUUCAAUUCCAACGCGGUGCCUCUGAAAAUCUCCUUCAUCAACGGAGACUCCAAUGGGGACAACAUUAAUGUCAUUUUUAAGACUGGAGAUGACUUGCGGCAGGACAUGUUGACCCUUCAGAUGAUCCACAUCAUGAACAAGAUCUGGCUUCAGGAAGGCCUGGACAUGCGCAUGAUCUUCUUCAAGUGCACGUCGACUGGAUGUGAUCGGGGGAUGGUCGAGAUGAUUCCGAACGCGGAAACCCUACGGAAAAUCCAGGUGGAGCACGGAGUGACGGGGUCCUUUAAAGACCACCCCCUGGCGGAGUGGCUGCAGAAGCACAAUGCCAGCGAGGAGGAAUAUGAGAAGGCUGUGGAGAACUUUAUCUUCUCGUGUGCCGGCUGCUGUGUGGCCACCUAUGUUCUCGGCAUCUGUGACCGACACAACGACAACAUCAUGCUGAAGACCAGCGGUCACAUGUUCCACAUCGACUUUGGCAAAUUCCUCGGCCACGCCCAGAUGCUGGGGAACUUUAAGAGGGAUCGAGCUCCCUUCGUCUUCACCUCGGACAUGGCGUAUGUCAUCAACGGGGGCGACAAGCCCUCCAGCCGCUUCCACGACUUUGUGGACCUGUGCUGCCAGGCCUAUAACCUGCUCCGCAAACACACGGACCUCUUCCUCAACCUCCUGGGGCUGAUGCUUUCCUGCGGGAUCCCAGAGUUGUCCGACGUCCAGGACUUGAGAUACGUCUAUGAUACCCUAAGACCUCAGGACUCGGAAUCCCACGCCACCACCUACUUCACAAGGCUGAUCGAGUCCAGUCUGGGCAGUGUGGCUACCAAACUCAACUUCUUCUUCCACAACUUGGCUCAGAUGAAGUUCGUCGGCACCGACGAUCGGCCCACCUUGUCCUUUGCCCCAAAAACCCACACUCUGAAGAGCGACGGCAAAAUCAAGAUGCUGUUUGUGUGUCACUAUCAGAAGAUAUUCAACCCCAUCAAAGGAUAUACAUUUGUUGUGAAAGUGGACCGGGAGGGUCAGCACGAGGCCACCUUCGUCCUCAGGACCUUUGAGGAGUUCCACGAGCUGCACAACAGGCUCCGGCUCAUGUUCCCGGCCUCCAAACUGCCGAGUUUCCCCAGCCGGUUCGUGCUUGGACGCUCGCGGGGCGAGGCAAUGGCUGACAGGCGUAAAGAGGAGCUGAACGGUUACGUCUGGCAUUUAAUAAACUGCCCCCCAGAGGUCGCUGAGUGUGACCUGGUCUACACUUUCUUCCACCAACUCCCGAAGGAUGACAAAUCAGGAAACACCAGCUCGCUGCCAAAAGCAACAGACGUGCCUCCAACUCCACCGAUGGGCAAAGUGGGCGGGGAGGUAAAACUCUCUAUCUCGUACAAGAACGACACCCUCUUUAUCAUGGUGAUGCACAUUCGAGGUCUGGUUCUGCAGGAUGGGAAGGACCCAGAUCCUUAUGUCAAAAUCUACCUACUCCCAGACCCUCAGAAAACCAGCAAGCGGAAGACAAAGAUGGCACGAAAGACUUGCAACCCGACGUACAAUGAAAUGUUGGUGUACGGUGGGAUCCCGAGAGGAGACGUCCAGCAGAGGACCAUCCACCUACGUGUACUGAGCGAGGAGGCAUUCAGGGAGAACUUCAUGCUGGGCGAGGUGUUCAUUAAGCUCAAGGACUUUGACCUGAACCUCGAAGCGGUCAGCUGGUAUCACCUGGGAUCGACUACCUCACAGGGGACUUUGAUCUGAACAUUCUGGGGCUACGCCAGCCCCUUAGGACUCUUCGAUGACCGAAGAUGAAGUCGAGUCGUGGGUGGGUGGUGAAUCGAAAUGACAAAAGAUGACCACUUUUUUUUUAAACAAAAAAGAAAAUGUUUUGGAUUCGUCGAUGACGAGAUGAGACUGUUUCAAGGGUCUUGACUUUCGGGCCUGUUUAUUCCUGGAAACGUGUUUUAACGACACACACGACAACAACAACAAAAACACUUAAAAACCCUCAAUCUGGAGGACCAAUAAGGCAUGAUGUUGCAUGCGCUGAGAGAUGCAAUCAGUUUGCUCCCAAGUUGUGUAUUAUUACACUAUGAAACGUGAAGGUAAAGGUUUCGUGCUGUCUAUAUGCUUUUUUUUUAAAAAAGAAAAAAAAGAAGGAAAAAAACCCAAAACGUGUGGUUUUUUUCGUGUUGUAACGAACAUUUUGUUGCCCGAUUUUUUUUAGGUUUGUAUUUUGCACUCAAACGCAAAGACUGAAGCAAGCCAAACAAACCGGGUGGCGGGGGGGGAGGAAUCGAUCGAAAGCUUGAGUGAGAACGUCCAUUGAGUGAGUGAGUGAGUGAUGGGAGAUCAAGGGCGUACAGAGAUCACUUAGUCAAGAAUUUAGGAGGUCUCCUCUGAGACAAAUUGAUUUCAGACCCUCUGCUGUGUGUGUGUGUGUGUGUGUAAGUGUGUCUGGGGGAGAGCGAGGUGUUUGGAUUAAAUUGUGUUGCAAUGAAUUGUCUAGUUGAAUUGCUUGCAUUAAGCUAAAGCCCUCCCCCAAAACCUUGCACCAUCUCUGGUAAAUUCUUAUUUGUUGGGGGGAGACCAAGGUUGGAUGGGUGAGUGGGUUGGCAGCAGCUCAAUUAGGGAUUGUAUCUGGGAUGUCCAGUGAGCCGUGCACCAUCUCCAUCCAGAAACCUUGCUCAGUUUAGCAAAGUCAUCUGAUCGGCAAGGCAGGAACAUUAAUGGUUAACUGGGGAACACUCUGCCCCGUCGCGCUGAACGGUCACUGAUGAACCUCUUCGGGGUCCAGUCGUUCCCCCAUUAAUCAGAACUAAAGUCAAUUCCUUGUUUUGUUGGGGGAGACAUCUGUGUGUGCCUCCCCCACUCUCUUUCCAUUUACUGACCUUGCUACUGCCUUUCUCAAUCCAUCCCCUACAUCCUUCAGUGCACGUGUGGUCACUGACUCAGCCUGCCCGCAGUCCUUCCCUCUAAUCCCACAUCACUUCUCAGUCAGGCGUGAGAAAGUCAUUGUAGUUAUGUGAAGACGAGGUCGCAGAUAUACAAACCUGUGUUCCUUCUCAAACGUACUUUGUGUUCCCACUUAAGAUAAGUUGCUGAUAACCCCCACUCCUGUCCACAGCCCUCACCAACCCCGGUGUUGAGGUUAGUUCUAUGCUGCUCUCUUCCUUCCCCUUUCCCCACACGCCCUUUUCUACCUUGGAUUGAAGGAGAAACCUUUGUGGAAAAACCCUUGCCGUGUUUCGGUUUAAACGUUGUACAUACGCCAGAAAGCAACUCGACCUACUGAAUUAAUUUUAUUAACUCCGUGGGCGCUGUUAUGUUCUGUAAAAUUUGUUCAUAGAUUGUUUUGGUCCCUAUUAAGUAAUCUCUGUUUGAUUGGCAGAGAAGAAAUGCUGUUGGAUAUUUAAAAAAAAAUAAAAAAAUGUACUUGAUGGUUUCCAA
This is a messenger RNA of Callorhinchus milii (elephant shark), 6717 nucleotides long. It is a transcript of the gene pik3c2b, whose product is annotated as phosphatidylinositol-4-phosphate 3-kinase, catalytic subunit type 2 beta. Gene Ontology annotation, molecular function: 1-phosphatidylinositol-4-phosphate 3-kinase activity; 1-phosphatidylinositol-3-kinase activity; phosphatidylinositol binding. Bases 52 to 5028 code for a protein of 1658 amino acids. Gene Ontology annotation, biological process: phosphatidylinositol-mediated signaling; phosphatidylinositol-3-phosphate biosynthetic process; phosphatidylinositol 3-kinase/protein kinase B signal transduction. The record is from RefSeq and is a predicted model, not a curated record. The transcript is spliced from 32 exons. NCBI's taxonomy places the organism in Eukaryota, Metazoa, Chordata, Chondrichthyes, Chimaeriformes, Callorhinchidae. Gene Ontology annotation, cellular component: cytoplasm; phosphatidylinositol 3-kinase complex; plasma membrane.